Molecule: messenger RNA, 909 nt
Organism: Pestalotiopsis fici W106-1
Lineage: Eukaryota; Fungi; Ascomycota; Sordariomycetes; Amphisphaeriales; Sporocadaceae
Exons: 2
Coding region: 1-909 (302 amino acids)
Biological process (GO): phosphatidic acid biosynthetic process
Cellular component (GO): endoplasmic reticulum; membrane
Molecular function (GO): 1-acylglycerol-3-phosphate O-acyltransferase activity
Source: RefSeq, a predicted model, not a curated record
AUGGCAUUCCUUACCUAUCUUUCCUACUUCAUCGGCGGCCAAGUUGCCCUCACCAUUGCCUUCUACAUGCUGUCCGUCGUCGUGCCCAAGGCGGGCUUUGUGGCUCGUUCGCUCGCCUCUUACAUGGCGCUGGUGGUAUGCGCAAUCUACGGUGUGCUGGCUUCGAUAGCACUGCGCCUCGUGGGCAAGCAGCAGAUUGCGCAGUGGACCACGGCGCGCGCCUUCAAGUAUGUCAUGGCCGCCACUACCGGCAUCACCUUUGAAAUCAGCGACCCCGAGCACCACCUCGAGAAAGUCCGACCCGCCGUCUUCAUCGGCAACCACCAGACCGAACUCGACGUCCUCAUGCUCGGCUGCAUGUUCCCCAAGUACUGCAGUGUCACCGCCAAGAAGUCGCUCAAGAACUGGCCGUUCCUGGGCUGGUUCAUGACCCUGAGCGGAACCGUCUUCAUUGACCGCAAGAACUCAAAGGACGCCAGGCAAGCCAUGAGUGGUGCCGCCGAAGAGAUCCGAUCGCGUAAGCAAAGCGUGUACAUGUUCCCCGAGGGAACCCGGAGCUACGCCAAGGACCCUGUACUCUUGCCCUUCAAGAAGGGCGCUUUCCACCUUGCCGUCCAGGCUGGCGUCCCUAUUGUCCCAGUCGUGGUCGCCAACUACUCGCAUGUCCUCUACUUGAAGAACUUCACCUUCAAGUCAGGCAAAGUCCCCUGCAAAGUGCUCGAUCCGAUCCCUACCACCGGCCUGACGGCUGCCGACGUCGACGACCUCGCCCGGACGGUCCGUGAACGCAUGCUAGAGGAACUUGUUGCCUUGACCGAAAAGGCACAGGGACGCGCCAUUGCCAUGCCUGCCCAGAACGGCAAAGAUGGAGUCGUGAAGGCUAGCGGUGUGGAGGCAACACUGUCGUAA